GCGCCCAUGUGAUUGGAAGGGGCCGCGCCCCGCUCUCGCCACCGCCGCGCUGGAGCGAGCGAAGCGACCGCGAUUGCAGGCGGCCAGCACCCUCCAGCGGCCGAGGCGCCGCCAGCCGCAGCGUCGAGUUGGACUUCGAACACGCAGCUAUAAAUCGCCCGAGUCGAGUGAGAACAACGCGGGUAGCGGUUCCAGCAUGAUUUUUAAGUAUUGUCCAGAUUGUGGCCAGAAUUUAGAAGCUACUUUCAAGUUUUGUCCAUCAUGUGGUUUCAAGAUACCCAAAGGAGAAAAUGAGGAGGAAGUGCAGCCUGUUACCUUUCAUUCCACCUCAUCUUCAGCACAAACUGAGCCGAGUCCAAAAGCACCAAAUUUAAAGUGCUCCCCUGUGAAAUUAAUCUCUCCCAAAAAAGAAAUAGCUUCUCCUAAGAGAAAAAGAGAGAGUGACCUGAGCACUCAGAAAUCCCCUGUCAAGUCACCACUUGCUGCAAAAAGUCCAAAAGGAAAGCGGCAAAAGAAUAAUCCUUUGGAACUGAAUAUAGAAAAUGAAAUUCUGACUGAUCAGAACAAUAAAAAAUGGAAACUUAUCAGGCUUCUUUCUCAGCAUGAAACUGAAUCUGGGUUGUUCUAUACAGCACAACAAGUGACUGGAUCCACACAGUGCAAUUACAUGGUUAAAGUGGAUGCAAAGGAUGGUCGAAUUUUUAAUGAACAAAUUUUUCUUCAGCGUGCUGCAAAGCCAGUUAAAGUUGACAAAUGGGUGAAGUCUCAUGUGAUGACAUUUCUGGGAAUUCCAACUUGUAUUAGCUUUGGAUUUCAUGAAAAUGCUUACAGGAAAACUUUAAAGUGCAGUGAGCGAGAGCCAUGCAGGAGGGAAAAUAAAAUACUGGUCAUGUAUGGUGUGCUAAAACAGAAAUUCCUUGUAUUUCCAGACAUGGGUUACAGUUUGCAAUCAAUUGUUGAGAAAAACAAGAAACCUUUAUCUGAAAAAGCAGUAUUUCAACUAGCUUAUAAAAUUAUUGAUGUGCUUGAAUACAUUCAUGCAAAUGAAUAUGUGCAUGCAGACAUAAAAGCAGAAAAUAUUUACGUGAACCCGAAUGAUCUAGAACAGGUGUACCUGGCAGGUUACUCCUUUGCAUUCAGGUACUGCCCUGAUGGUAAGCAUGUCGAAUAUAAAGAAGGGAGCAGAACACCACAUGAGGGCACUGUGGAGCUGAUCAGUGUGGAUGCACACAAAGGAGCUGGACCUUCCAGACGCAGUGAUCUUGAAAACCUGGGUUAUUGUAUAUUGAAGGCACUGUGUGGCUCGCUGCCUUGGUCUGAUGAUGUUGACUCCCCAUAUUCUGUUAUGGAAACAAAACUGAAAUACAAGGAUGACCUUCCAGGUUUCCUGAAGUCUUGCUUCAAGAAAAGAAAAAUUCCAAAUGAAUUGAAGAAAUACCUCCAGCAUGUGGUGUCACUGAAAUAUGAGGAAAAACCAGAUUAUGAAGAAAUACGUAAACAACUGAAAGAUGGUCUUCGAAGGCUGAAAGCCUCACCAGAUGAUCCCUUGGAUCUUACAAUAACCACUAUUUGAAAAUUUCACUAGUCAACUGUGAAGCCAACUUAUUAUGUUGAGAUAAUUGUCAAAACAUAUGCCUUACAAGAUGCAUGGCGCCAGUUAGUUUUUAAAUCAUGCUUUUUAUAGCUUUUUGGCCAGAGUUAUUCCACAAGUUUUUCAUGAACUUGGGUCAAUGUGUGCCUCUGUGAUUUUUCAAAUUUCUAUAUUUACAUUUAGUGUUUUUAAAUAAAAUUGAAAGAUACUUUUGUGAAGGGAUUUUUGUAGCUGCAUUUUUAAUGUUGUUUCUCACCUGUAAUGUGUUAUUCUCCAGCUGGAUCAUUGCACCAAUGUCAUCAUUGGCUAUUGUCUGUAAUCUACUUGUCCAAAAAUAAACUCUUUGAAAAGUAAUCAAUAAAAUAAACUUGCUUCUGCAGCAGAUUUUCUAUAUGCACUCAGUUAAAUUAAAGCUACUGUAUUUUUGGUGGAAUGUGCUUUAAGAUGGGCACUGGCCCAUCUGUCAGAUGGAUAACAAAAUGAGAUAUUUUUUAAAUUGUUCUCAUGUUUUUUUUUAAAUGCAAAAGUCAGCAGACAUUAACAAUCUGAAAUAUAAGCAGAAUAUGUUGCAAGUAUGGAAUAGAUUAAGCAUGUUCUGGAAGGAGAGGUGACUUUAGAGACCUAGAAUUUAGUGCAUCAGUGAACUACCCAGGUCUGCCCAGGAAAGUUGCAGUUAUAAUUUGUCAAACUCCUUUGCAAAAACUAUCUGAUCCUCAUUGCUUCAGGGUUUUCCAUUGUGUAGUAUGGACAGAAUAAGCCUGUCCACGAAAAUGUUGAGAGAACUUCAAAUGUUGUUGAAUAUCUGUCACUCUGAAAGCAAACUACAAAAGAUAAAAACUUGAAAGUCAACAAACAAAAAAACUGAUGAGAAAAUAUGCAUAUGCUGGAAAUCUGAGCAACACACACAAAAACACUGGAGGAACUCAGCAGGCCAGACAGCAUCAAGGGAAAUGAGUAUAGUCGACGUUUCGGGCCAGGACCCUUCCUGCUUAAAACAGGAAAAAAAAGUUUCAGGAUAUUCAGUUAGAACAGCGAGAAGAGCUUAAAUGACGGUUAUUUCUUCAGUGGUUUGAUCAAGGCACGACUGCACAAGCAGUCAUUUAGACAUCAGCCAGUUAGAACAGCGAGAAGAGUUUAAAAGGAGACAGCUUUAUUGAGUGGGCAACUGAGUAGAGGGAAACAGAGAAGGAGGGCUUUGGUGAUAAUGGGUCAAGGCGAGGGAGGUUGCCUGUGUAGAAUACAGACAGGAAGUAUGUGUGUGAGGCCUGUGUUCUGUGUCGGAUGUGUGAAAUCCCGGAGACUCCCAGCCUCCCAGUCACAUCUGCACCAGGUGCGUCAAGCUGCAGCUCCUUAAGGACCACAUUAGGGAACUGGAGAUGCAGCUCAAUGACCUUCGUCUGGUCAGGGAGAGUGAGGAGGUGAUAGAAGCUAUAGGCAGGUAAUCACACUGGGGCCUUGGGAGAUAGGUAAGUGGGUAACAGUCAGGAGAGGGAAGGGCAAAAAGCAGAUGCUAGAGAGUACCCCUGUGGAUGUCCCCAUAACAAUAAGUACUCCUGUUUGGGGGGGACGGCCUACCUGGGGGAAGCAACUGUGACCGCGUCUCUGGAACAGAGUCUGGCCCUGUGGCUCAGAAGGGUAGGGAAAGGAAGAGGAUGGCAGUAGUGAUGGGGACUCUAUAGUUAGGGGGUCAGACAGGCGAUUCUGUGGAUGCAGGUGUUACGAACCCCGUAACUAGGUAUCUUACCAGCAAAGAUAGGAGUAUCCGUUGGAGUCUGGUGAUACUAUUUUUAACAGUAUUUAUUUGUAAAAAUACACAAAAAUAAUAUCAAUGCAAAUAUACAGAUAAUAUACGUCAUCAAUACUAAACCUAAAAGUGCGGGUAUAAUAAUAAUAAGAAAUAAGCUCUAUCGUUGUCUAGGGGAUAAUGAAUUGUCCAAUGGAAAUAUAAAGUUCAGUUCAGUUCAGUUCAUGCAGGCUGCGGUAGUUGUUGGUCGCUGUGUUGCAGUUGUUGGAGAGAGAGAGAGCGAGAGAGUAACAGCUAUUGACUUGCUGACUUUCCUUUACGAUCUUAAUCAGUCAAUGCGUUGUUGUUAUGGCCAUUCACGAAUGACCCCUCCGUCCUUUAGCUAGACCGUUCUUCCGUGGCGGACUUGUCACCCAGGCAAGGGUGGACACACACACACAAGCCCCACCGGUCUCGUAGCAUCUCUCCUGGUGCGUCUGAGGGAUGUUUCCCAGACCUUACUUUUAUCCCCACUCACGGGGUCUCAGGUGUCAAUCAGGUUGAGAUGAUGCAACCCAAACCAGUCCACACUGGUUGCCCCCUGAGGGGUUUCAAUGAAUAGAACAGUACCUCGUACACAAACCUUCUCCAAAAGACAAUAGCAGUAAUCUCUCUUUUUGUCAAUAGGAGACAUUCCAACCUGCGGGCCUCUCUCUCGUUAAUUUUUCAUGAGCUUUGUCAAUAACAACUGCCUUUACUGUUAUCCUGUGUCUCUCUCAUCUCCCUUGAUAACAGCAUCGGAAUAGUAGCGAUUUGCGAUUCUGUACCCUUCUGCCCAUCAGAGUUGCUCAUCAUUCGUAACACAGGAAAGAAACAUGGAUGGUAGUUUUCCUCCAAGUUGCCAGGGUCUGGGAUCUUUCUGAUCAUGUCCACGAUAUCCUGAAGUGGAAAAGAGAACAGCUAGAAGUCGUGGUACAUAUUGGUAUCAAUGACACAAGUAGGAAAAGGGAGGAGAUCCUGAAAACAGACUACAGGGAGUUAGGAAGGAAGUGAGAAGCAGGACCUCAAAGGUAGUAAUUUCGGGAUUACUGCCUGUGCCACGUGACAGUGAAUAUAUGAAUAGAGUGAAGUGGAGGAUAAAUGUGUGGCUAGAGGGAUUGGAGCAGGAGGCAGGGAUUCAGAUUUCUCGAUUAGUGGGACCUCUUUUGGGGCAGCAGUGACCUGUACAAGAAGGACAGGUUGCACUUGAAUCCCAGAGGACCAACAUCCUGGCAGGGAGGUUUGCUGAAGCUAUAUAAACUAGAAACUAUUAUAGCUUAAACUAGAAUUGCUGGGGGGUGGGAACCGAACUGAAGAGACAGAGGAAGAGGUGGUUGGGUCACAAAUAAAGAAAGCUUGGAGACAGUGCGAGAGCGAAUGUGCUCUGACCGAUGGUUUGAGGUGUGUCUAUUCUAAUACAAGGAGUAUUAUGAACAAAGCGGAUGAGCUUAAAGUGUGGAUCAAUACUUGGAGCUAUGAUGAUGUGGCCAUUACAGAGACUUGGACCGUCCAGGGGCAGGAAUGGUUACUUGGAGUGCUAGGCUUUAGAUGUUUCAGAAAGGACAGGGAGGGAGACAAGAGGUGGGGGUGUGGCACUGUUGAUCAGAGAUAGUGUCACAGCUGCAGAAAAGGAGGAAGCCAUGGAGGAAUUGUCUACAGCAUAUAUGUUAAACUCAAGGCCCGCGGUGGAAUUAUCUUUGGCCCGCGAGAUAAUAACUAAUUACUAUUAAAGCUGGCCCCAGUAAUCGAAGCGCCUAUGGCGUAUGAUAUGGCUAAUGCUGAGUUUAUUCUGGUACCAGGUUUUCAGGGUUUUUAGUGUUUAUUCGGUUUCCCUGGCUUAUUUCCUGAAUAUCAUUAAUGAAUAAAUUUUUUCUCUAUUAGAGCUGUCCCGCCGGUAUAUUGCAUGCACCACUAAUACUACAAAUCCCACAAUGCACUGCCAGUGCAUUGCUCGCGCUUGCCUUACUCUCUCAUCAGCAUCCUUAUGGCGCUAGUCACGUGGUCAACUUUCAGCUAUUCCUCACCCCAAAAAUGGCUGAACGAAAGGUGGACUUUGAAAACAGGGGUUUUCAAGGCAGGUGGGAGGCAGAGUAUAUGUUCGCAGAUAUAAAGGGCAAACCUGUUUGUCUUGUGUGCGGAGACGGUGUGGCUGUAAUUAAAGAAUAUAACGUAAGAUGACACUAUGAAACGAAACACCACGACAAAUACAAGCAUCUGGACAAGAAACAGAAGCCCACGAUGUGCGGUCAAAAGAGUGGAUUGGUGGGCAGGAUUCGGGAGAAGAUGCGGGAGGAAAACGGCGCAGGUGAGCUGACAGCUUAUCACUGCAUCAUACACCAGGAAUCGUUGUGUGGCAAAGCCUUGAAAAUGGAACAUAUAAUGAGCACCAUAACACGAGCAGUUAACUUCAUAAGAGCCAAAGGUUUAAAUCACCGCGAGUUCAAGUCGUUUCUGGAGGAGUUGGGUUCAGAAUAUAAUGAUUUGCCCUAUCACACAGAGGUGCGAUGGUUAAGCCAAGGAAAAGUGCUGAAAAGGUGUUUCAAGUUGCGUGAGGAGAUCUGUCAGGUCAUGGAAAGCAAAGGGAAAGACACAACAGAGCUCCGGGAUAAAAAGUUGCUUUGUGAAAUGGCGUUUCUGUGUGACAUCACGAGCCAUCUCAAUGCUCUCAACCUGCAGCUUCAGGGGCGGGGUCGUGUGAUCCAGUGAUGCUGCAGUGAGGGCUUUUAAAACCAAGCUGCGCCUGUGGGAGACGCAGAUGCAGCAAGAAAACUUGAGCCGUUUUCCGUGUUGCCAAACUGAAAGAGCAGGUUUCUACCGCAGUGUUCCCAUGUGCAAAGUUUGCUGAAAAACUUAGCAUACUUGGUGCCGACUUCACACAGCGAUUUGCCAACUUUGAAGCCCAAAAAAGCAGGUUUGAACUGCUCAGUAAACCAUUUGCAGCUGACGUGGAAAGCACACCAACCAACAUACAAAUGGAGCUGAUUGAACUCCAAUGUAGUGACACACUCAAGGCAAAGUAUGACUCGGCGGGCGCUGCACAGUUUCUAUGUUUCAUUCCCGACACAAUGUCCCAGCUGCGUACCCAAGCUGCUCAAAUGCUCUCUAUGGCAGCACAUAUCUGUGUGAACAACUGUUCUCUUUGAUGAAGAUAAACAAAACAUCACACAGGAGUCGUCUUUCUGAUGAACACCUUCACUCAAUUCUGAGGAUUUCCUCAGCUCAGAGCCUGACUCCAAACAUUGAUGAACUUGCAUCCAAGAUGAGAUGCCAAGUAUCUGGCUUAGACUAGUGUGAAUCACAGAGUGUUGGCCUGUGGAAAAAUGUUUUCAUUAGAAAUCACUCCGGAAAAGCUGCAGAUAAAGCCAUAAGAAAUAAAUGCAACUGAUUUUUUAUUUAUUUAAUGUUCAAUGUUGUUUUUGUAGGCAAUAACCUAAGCUUUGUUAGUUCCAGGUUAAUAUGUGUAAUAAAUUCAUUUCAAUAAGUUUUGCAAUAACCGCUGAACCAGUCCGGCCCUCGACUUGUACCGAUUUUUUAAUUUUGGCCCACUGUGUAUUUGAGUUUGACACCCCUGCGUUAGGUCUACAUUUGUGUUUGCUAAUGCUUGAUUUCAAACGGUUUAUUAAUGGAAAAGGUAUGGCUCCCAAAACAAUCUUAGCCGAAAUAGCAUCGUUUCUUUCUCGUUGCCUACUUUCUCGUAAUCUACAUCUGUAAGUUAAUACCAAUCAUAAAAAGAAUGCUUGCUAGGCAAUCUGCUUCAUAAAAAAUGAAAUUCGUAAAGUGAAACAAUUUUAGAUAUAGCAGAGACUGAGACACAUGAGAGCAGGUUGAAAAAAUGAAGGCAACGAAAGCUGUGGGAGCACGCGCACAACUGAUCCGGCCCGCAUGAAGUUGCAUUUUUCUCAAUCCGGCCCGUAACCUAAAAUGAGUUUGACACCCCUGGUCUACAGAGUCUCUGUGUGUGGAAGUUAGCAACAGGAAGGGAUCAGUAACUCUACGAGGUAUUCUUUUAAAGACCUGCCAAUAGUGUUAUGAAUGUACCACAGCUCUGAGGGGCCGAAGGGUGCGGAGUAGCCCCCUCCUUUGUGAGAAUCGCAAGAUCACUAUUGAGUCUGUUCAGGAGACUCAGGAAAUGAGAGAAAGACAUGCAGAAUUCACAAAGAUUGGAAUGUGACCUGGCCUCCAAGAAGGCAGACCCAUUGAUACCAGCUAUUGUCUCUUGGAGACGGACUUGUGUAUUGCAUCCUGUAUGAUGCAUUGAAGCCCCAGGCAAUGAACUGAGGGGAAGGUUGGUGGAGAGAUUGUAUCAUCUCAACCUGAUUGACAUCUGAGACCCUGUGAGUCAGGAUAAAAGAGGGUCUGUGGGAACAGCCCCUCAGACGCACCAGAAGAAACACUAGCGAUCCCGUAAUAGCGGAAGCGGGUGGGGGAGGCCACGUGCGUUCGGUUCCAUUUGCCCCGGAACUGGUGUCCUUUACCACGGAAGAAUGGCAUUUAGCUAACAACGGGGAAACCAACUCCCAACGACUCUUGAAGGAUUGACAUCAUAAAAGGACUGGGCAAGUUUUAACCCGUAGUUCGCUCAAACCAGAAAGCUGCAGCUUGAACGAACUAACAGUGACUUUUAUAUUUCCAUCGGACAAUCAUUAUCCCCUAGACAACGAUAGAGCUAUUUCUUAUUGAUUAUUAUUAUACCCGCGCUUUUAGAUUUAGUAUUGAUGACGUAUAUUAUCUGUAUGUUUGUAUUGAUAUUAUUUUGUGUAUUUUUAUCAAUAAAUACUGUUAAAAAUAGUACUAUCAGACUUCAACGGACCUCUCUAUCUUUGCUGGUAAGUGACCCAGUUACGGGGUACGUAACAACUUGGGGGCUCGUCCAGGAUUUGAUACCAAAUUGGAGGGCCAGUGAAUCGGGCUUGUAAGUCCAAACUUGGAUCUGGUUACGCGGGUAGCCAAACGAGAAACCAGCAAAGAUGGACGUGGGUGAAUUUAUAGAAAACCCGACUCUGGAGGCGCUAGAGGCGGCCACCAAAUCAGACUUGAUAAAUUUGGCGAAGGGGUUAAACCUCGCAGAGGUGAGGUUGUCAAUGAAAAAGCAGGAGGUGCGAAGGGCAAUAACUCAGUAUUAUGUUGGAAAGAAUGGGUUUGCAGCUGAGGUAUUGGAAAAUAUCCCUGAAAAGGUACCAGCUAGUGGGACGGCUCAGAUAGAGUUGGAGAAAUUAAGGUUGGAACAUACAAUUAAGGUAAAGCAGCUGAGAAGGAGAAUGAAAGAGCCAAGAGAGAGAGGGAGCAUGCGCUCCAGCUAAAGGAGUUAGAGGUGAAACGGGAGCAGGAAGGAGCUGAGAAACAGAGAGCAUGAAAUUCAGUUAAAGCAGCUGAGAAAGAGAAGGAGAGAGAGUAUGUGGAGGCAGAGAAACAAAGGAAACAUGACUUGGAGAUGGAGAAGUUAAGGCAAGGGCGAAGAGAUCAAGGGUCAGACCGAGAGGAGCGGUUUAAUGUUAGUCGGGAGUUGAGGUUAGUACCUCCAUUCGAGGAGACAGAUGUUGAUAGUUAUUUCUUGCUUUUUGAAAAGGUGGCAGUGAAUCAGAAGUGGCCCAGGGAUCAGUGGGUGGCGCUGUUACAAAGUGCACAGCGGGCAUAUACAGCGUUGUCCAUGGAGGAGGAAGAGGAGGAGAGUUAUGACAAAGUAAAGGCGGACUUCUCCGGAGUUGUGAGUUAGUACCUGAGGCGUAUAGACAAAAGUUCAGAACUUUAAAGAAAGGGUGGAAUCAGACGUAUAGCAAGUUUGCCUAUGAGAAGGGUGUGCUCUUGGACCGUUGGUGCACAGCAGAGAUAGUGGAAGAGGAUUAUUGGUGUGUCAGGGAGUUAAUUCUGACUGAGGAAUUUAAAGGUUGUAUUUUGGAGGAUAUCCGGAUGUAUUUGAAUGAGAAGCCGAAUAAGUCCAUCUCUGAAUUUGCUAGGUUCGCAGAUGAAUAUGCCCUAACCCACAAGACAAAGUUCUCCUCGAAUAAAAGUUCCAGAGAGACCGUGGGAACGAUCGAGAAAGCCCGCCGGCUGAGGCAGAGGUCCCGCCGGGAACUAGUGGUAAGGGUGAGGGGGAAAGGCCAGACGGCCAGAGAUUUCCUGGCUUGACCUGUUUUAAUUGUGGAAAGUGGGGGCAUAUUGUAUCUAGGUGCUUUGCUCCAAGGAAAGAGACAGGAAAAGGGAAAGCAGCAGUCCCUAUCGUAUGUGCCAUGGUAAUCAGUAAAUCAACAAGAGAGCCCCGGGUAGACAGAGUACGAGAAGGGUCUGAGACUUGUAUGUCAAACGGAACCAUGUCUGUGAGGGAGGGAGACACACCAGUUCCAGUACGGAUCUGGAGAGACACGGGGGCUGAGCUAUCGUUGAUCAGCAGUAAGGUACUAGAUUUUGGUCGCAAGACGGGGAUGGUAGCCGUGAAAGGAAUAGGCAAAGGGAUGGAAAUGGUGCCCUUGCAUAGGGUCAUUAUGAAUUGUGAGCUAGUCUCUGGACCAGUUGAAAUAGGGGUGCGAUCAGAAUUCCCGAGAACUGACGCGGACGUCCUUCUUGGUAACGAUUUAGCAGGUGGUAAGGUUUGGUCAGCAAUGACGCUGACAAGCCGGCAGGUGAGUGUUGCGGCCCCACCCCUAGAUUCCAAGAUCUAUCCCGCAUGCGCGAUCACUCGCAGCAUGUCGAGAAAGGCAGCUUAGAAAGGGAGCAGUUUAAAUCCGGCCAGUUUCAAUUUGGCCGAGAUGUUUUUACUGACCCUGUACCACGAGGGUUUAGAGGGUGGUAAAAUGAAGAGUAGUAAAGUGAAAGAGAGUAAGGGAGAGGAGGCAGACUUGCCCUUAGCGAGGAGAAAAGUUCUAGAGGCCGAAAAUAAAGCUGAGCAGAUAGAGCUGUUAAAAGGUCCAGAGUUGGACAUGGAUGAUCUGUCUGGUUUGGCAGAACUGUUUGAAGAAGUUGAAACUUGUAAAGGUGUUCCCAAUAAUGAAAUGAGGGCAACCUUAGCUGAAAAGGGUGCCCUUACCUUGAAGAAGUCUGCUGGUUUGGCAGAUGAGGUUGUUUCAGCCCACAGGGUUGAGUUUACUCCAGAAGGGAGUUGCCCAGAGAGUAGCUGGGAGGAUCAGGUGAAUUUAGAGCUUGGACCGGGUACAGGUAUUGAAAACCUGGAAGAGGCAAAUGUCCCGUUGGAGUGUAUCCAAGAUGUGGAUGCAUGUGGUACUGAACCUAGUAAUGGAACUCAGAAAAAGUCUGAGGUAUUUGAUUCAGUUGAAAAGGAAGGCCAUCCUUGUGGGUCAGAUAGACUUGGUUCAGCGAAGGAAGGGUUAACCUUGGUAAUAGUGGGAAGUGAGAGUUCCCAGGUGUUUGUGCUCGAAGGUGUGUUAAAAGUUAAUACGGAGAUAAAAAGUGGGGAGAUGAAUAUUAUUAUUGAAGGAAACAGGAAAUAUGUAGUUCCCAAAUCGAAUGAAGAAAAUUUAAAGCCUGCGGAUCAUCUACAGGUUGGGUUGGAAGAUGACGGGUCCCCCCAUGCUAUUGUUAGUCCAGAGUGUGGUGUGAAAAGGCAGAAUUUGAAAUGCUGCUUGAACAAAGAGUUCGAACUGAAAGCUAAUAGCCUGAAGGGUCCCGAAGAGAAAGCUAGCAACUUGCAUAAAAUUAAAGAAUUGGGUGGAAAUUCAGAAGAUGGUCUAAGUUUGGAACACAGUGUUGAUAAAAUAACUCCUAUGAAAGAAGUGGGCGAAAGCCUAUUUCGCCAGGGUACCCAAGCUCCCCAUGUGGGAACUAACCGGAAAAGAGGCGAGGGUUAAUGGGGACGCCAUUUUUAAAUAGCAAAAGCCGGUUUUACGGGAUUUCGACAAAGCAUGCGAAUAAUAAGGGCAACCCCAUGGUGGCCUGCCUAUUGAGUUUGAGGGCAACAGAAAGAUUAGUAUUUGCAUGAACUUUUGUAGUAUACAUGCAAGCUAAGAUCACAACCCUUUAGUUUUUGUUUGCUGAAGAAAAGAAAUAAAAAUAGGUGGUUAUUAAAUUGAAGUCUGAUGCUACAAGACUUUAGUAAGGUACAAGAUGUUAAAGGAAGUGACUCUAAUCGUUAACUGUUUAGAUGCUGAAUUGAAUGUAUAACUGUAUUACUCUGUAGUGAAAAGGAAAAGCUUUUGUGUUGUGUUAGAUUCUGAAAUCCUGUAAGAUUCUGUACUGCUUCGUUUUCACCGCUGGUGAAAACGCUUUGAAGAAAGGGGAUGUUAUGAAUGUACCACAGCUCUGAGGGGCCGAAGGGUGCGGGGUAGCCCCCUCCUUUGUGAGAAUCGCAAGAUCACUAUUGAGUCCGUUCAGGAGACCCAGGAAAUGAGAAUGUGACCUGGCCUCUGAGAAGGCGGACCCAUUGAUACCGGCUAUUGUCUCUUGGAGACGGACUUGUGUAUUGCAUCCUGUACGAUGCAUUGAAGCCCCAGGCAAUGAACUGAGGGGGAGGUUGGUGGAGAGAUUGCAUCAUCUCAACCUGAUUGACAUCUGAGACCCUGUGAGUCAGGAUAAAAGAGGGUCUGUGGGAACAGCCCCUCAGACGCACCAGAAGAAAUGCUAGCGAUCCCGUAAUAGCGGAAGCUGAUGGGGGAGGCCACAUGCGUUCGGUUCCAUUUGCCCCGGAACCGGUAUCCUUUACCAUGGAAGAACGGCUUUUAGCUAACAACGGGGAAACCAACUCCCAACGACUCUCGAAGGGUUGACAUCAUAAAAGGACUGGGCAAGUUUUAACCCGUCUUUCUCUCAAACCAGAAAGCUGCAGCUUGAACGAACUAACAGUGACUUUUAUAUUUCCAUCGGACAAUCAUUAUCCCCUAGACAACGAUAGAGCUAUUUCUUAUUGAUUAUUAUUAUACCUGUGCUUUUAGAUUUAGUAUUGACAACGUGUAUUAUCUGUAUGUUUGCAUUGAUAUUAUUUUGUGUAUUUUUAUCAAUAAAUACUGUUAAAAAUAGUA
Hypanus sabinus (Atlantic stingray) is the source of this 12319-nucleotide messenger RNA. Its product is annotated as inactive serine/threonine-protein kinase VRK3-like. Gene Ontology annotation, cellular component: cytoplasm; nucleus. Gene Ontology annotation, biological process: signal transduction; peptidyl-serine phosphorylation. Gene Ontology annotation, molecular function: protein serine/threonine kinase activity; ATP binding. Bases 197 to 1573 code for a protein of 458 amino acids. The record is from RefSeq and is a predicted model, not a curated record. The transcript has 15 exons. NCBI's taxonomy places the organism in Eukaryota, Metazoa, Chordata, Chondrichthyes, Myliobatiformes, Dasyatidae.